AUGGUGUUGAUUGCGGCUGUUUUAGGCAGUCCAAUCGUCCAUCUGCUGUCUUCUAAUGCAAUCUGGCGAUUAUGCCUCCCGGGCCCUCAGAUAGUAGAAUUUGAUCGUCCGAUCUGUGACAAUGAACCCUGCCGUGGAUUUUGUGGGGUCCAUCAUCGCUAUCACCUCCGACUUCCGGCCCUUGCAGCUGCGGACGCCGAGAUCCCGCGACCGUACUAUCCCGCCGCAUACGAGCACGUUGUCUUCCGACCGGGAAUCGAUAUUCUGCAUAUCAACUGGGACGAAGGAGACCUGGGCGCAUACGAUCUCUGGAACGAAGAGGACAACGCAAUCCCAUAUUUUUGCGCGGUGACUCGGAAAGCAGUACACAACCCGAUCUCCAUCACUGACCGACACCUCCGGCAGGAAUUCGACGAACCCUUCUUCGCCGGCAACGUUCGCGUUGCCGCACUGGACAAGUAUGCAAUGCGAGACCACUGGUUGGUUCUAAUACGGACUGUCAGUUUUGACUUCAAGGACGACGCUGAGGCGCUGCGGUCCGGGUUGUUUGGGGAAUUCGAGCUGGACCCUGUGCGCUACGUCGAUCCUUAUGACUCAGACACCCUGCACCGUUAUCAUCAGCUCUGGCAGACACAAAACCCCACUGCCAUCACCACCUGCAACACUACUGUUCCUGUCACCCCGAAAACGCCAUGGACCCGAGAGAUCCAGCAGGCGGCUGCCGCAGAGUUUUUCGCGUUUUCGGAAGAUGAUCACCAGCCACUACGUGAGCGACUCGCGCGGUGGAAGGAAUACAUUGACCGUCGCUGGGUCUGGAAUGUAUUCUACCGGAUAGCGGAAGAGGCCAAGGCCGGAGCCCCGGUAAGCGUUCCGGAUCGUGACGUGCUGUUCCUUCCGCCCUACCCUGGCUACGACUGGCAAGAUGAUGAGGAGACUUACGAUGACUUUCGAUCCAAAUAUACGCUCAACCGGGGCCAUCCUUGGAUACAGGCAGUUUUGGACAAAAUGCCCGUCUUCCAGCCGAUGUUUGUCUUCCGCCAUCGGAUGGGGAUUGGUUGCAACGGCUGGCAUUUAUACGUAGUAGAGGGGUCUUGAAAGGAGCUCUGCCGGCCUCCCAAGCUAAAGUUCGCAUCGAG
Messenger RNA from Aspergillus neoniger CBS 115656, 1136 nucleotides. RefSeq lists its product as uncharacterized. Bases 1 to 1095 code for a protein of 364 amino acids. NCBI's taxonomy places the organism in Eukaryota, Fungi, Ascomycota, Eurotiomycetes, Eurotiales, Aspergillaceae. The transcript has 3 exons. The record is from RefSeq and is a predicted model, not a curated record.